This is a messenger RNA of Cryptococcus amylolentus CBS 6039, 1393 nucleotides long. RefSeq lists its product as hypothetical. Gene Ontology annotation, biological process: proteolysis. The transcript is spliced from 11 exons. NCBI's taxonomy places the organism in Eukaryota, Fungi, Basidiomycota, Tremellomycetes, Tremellales, Cryptococcaceae. Bases 22 to 1317 code for a protein of 431 amino acids. The record is from RefSeq and is a predicted model, not a curated record. Gene Ontology annotation, molecular function: metallodipeptidase activity.
AUAGAAUACAGCAUCCACACCAUGGCAGAAGACACCCCCCUGCUCCCACAGAGCACCAACGACAACACCACUUGGUGGACAGCCCGUCGCAAGAAGCUCGUCGCCAUCAGCCUUCUCUCUCUCCUACUCGUCGGGGUUGCAGUGUCUACCGUCAUCACUGUCGUCGUGAAGAAUCGGGAGCCGAAGGAUCCACUUGAAAGGGCCAAGUUUUACCUCAAGAAAACCCCUGUGAUCGAUGGGCACAUUGACUUGCCCGAGCUGGCCCGGUCAGUGUAUGGAAACGACCUGGACAAGUUUGAUCUUCACAAAUCCACUCUUGGCCACCUCGAUAUCCCUCGGCUGAGGCAGGGACAAUUGGGCGCUUUCUUCUGGUCAAUCUUUGUUGAAUGCCGUACGACCAACGGCGAAGACUUCCUCUCCCCCACAUUUGAAGUGCGAGACACUCUGGAACAGCUUGACGUGGCCAACAACAUCAUAGAACGCUACAGCGACACCUUUGCCCCUGCCCGUACCGCCGACGAUGUUGAGGCUGCAUGGAAAGCUGGCAAGGUUGCUAGUCUCUUUGGACUCGAAGGCGGGCAUUCGCUUGGAAACUCUUUGGGCGUUUUGAGGAUGUACCAUCAACUGGGUGUCCGAUAUAUGACAUUGACUCACAGCUGCAACAACGCCUUUGCCGAUUCGGCUGGUGUCUUUGAGGACGUCGAGGAGCGCUGGGGUGGACUUUCACCUUUCGGUAAGGAGCUCAUCCCCGAAAUGAACCGUCUCGGUAUCUUUGUCGACAUCUCUCACGUCUCUGACAAGACCGCCCUCCAAGCUCUCGAGCUCACCGAGGCCCCUGUGAUCCUCUCCCACUCUUGUGCCCGACACUUUAACAACAUGUCUCGUAACGCCCCUGAUGAGGUCUUUUCCAAGCUCGGUGAUGGAAAGGACAAGAAUGACGGUGUCGUCAUGGUCAACUUCUUCCCAAUGUUCGCUUCAAAGAACCCGGAUGAAGUUGACGUUGCCUACAUCGCUGACGAAGUCGAGUACAUCGCCAAGAAGGCCGGCAGAGCCCACGUUGGUAUCGGAUCAGACUAUGACGGUAUCGAGUCCACUCCCAAGGGUCUGGAAGACGUCUCCACAUACCCCAACCUCUUUGCCGAGCUCAUUCGACGCGGAUGGUCCAGGUCGGACCUUGCUGGUUUAGCUGGUGGGAAUGUGCUUCGCGCUCUUCGUGGUGUGGAGGAAACUAGCAAGAGGUUGAAAGGUGAAGGGAAGGGACCGAGUAUGGCUAAAUAUGAUAAGAGGAAGGACCUUGAAGGAGGAGGGGAGCUCUAGGUGGUGGUGUCGUGGACUAGAAAUAUAUAUCAAAGUUGAGCUCUAUGUUGUGGAUGCAUGCAGCAAGUAUGUACAG